AUGGCAAAUUCCUCAGUAAGCCUGAAGCUACUGAUAGACAGCCGAGCGAAAAGGGUGUUGUUCGCGGAGGCCGGCAAAGACACGGUCGAUUUCCUCUUUUACAUACUCUCUUUGCCGGUCGCCAACUUGAUCAGCCUAGUCGGAAAAGAAGAGAUGGUGGGGUCGUUAGCCAACUUGUACGAGAGCGUACAUACGCUGAACGAGACCUAUAUCCAACCGAACCAGACAAAAAACACACUCCUCAAACCGGCUUACCCGGUCCCUGGCUCCACAGCUGUUCCUCUAUUGGCCCUCAAGGACUCGUCCUCGGGUGCUGAUCAGAAAAAGUUCUAUGGCUGCUGCUGUACUCGUAAUAAUAGGUUUUAUGAUGACGAUGACGAUGACGAUGACUAUGGUGUUGGCGGCUAUAUGAACUAUGUUAGUGAUGGCCCAAAUGCCACCUGUCCAAGCUGCAACAACUUCAUGUCAAGAGAAGUGACUUACGUGGCCCCACCGGUCGUGAAAAGGGUGCCGUCUGGUCCGGAAGGCGGGUUCGUGAAGGGAGUGGUGACUUACAUGGUGAUGGAUGAUUUGGUGGUGACUCCUAUGUCGACUAUCUCCAGUAUUACUCUGCUUAAUAAGUUCAACGUCAAGGAAGUUGGUGCUUUGGAGGCAGGGGCGGAGGCACGUUGA
Messenger RNA from Striga hermonthica, 672 nucleotides. The record is from the annotation of a GenBank genome assembly. NCBI's taxonomy places the organism in Eukaryota, Viridiplantae, Streptophyta, Magnoliopsida, Lamiales, Orobanchaceae.